Messenger RNA from Fusarium coffeatum, 999 nucleotides. RefSeq lists its product as uncharacterized. Lineage: Eukaryota; Fungi; Ascomycota; Sordariomycetes; Hypocreales; Nectriaceae. The record is from RefSeq and is a predicted model, not a curated record. The transcript is spliced from 3 exons. The coding region runs from base 1 to 999 and encodes 332 amino acids.
AUGCGUGCCUUUACACUCUUAGCUGCUGCUCUCUCGGCGUCCCUCGUUGAAGCUGUCCCUGCUCAGAAGGCUGCCCAAACUGACUAUGCCGGAUAUCUCAUCUCGACCUUUAGUGACCCAACUCCGCAAGUACAAUGGCAUCUCUCAGAUGGAAAGUCAGCGUCGAGCUUCAAGUUCUUGAACGGUGGCAGCCCAGUCUUGACGAGCGACGUCGGCACCAAAGGCGUCAGGGACAUUUUCCUGGCCACGAACAGCAAACGCUCUGAGUACUUUACUAUUGCCACUGACUUGGAUAUCAAUGCCCCGGGCUUUUCAUGGGACUGGGCCACACGAAAUGGAAGCCGAGGUCUUGUCGUUUGGUCCUCCAAGGACCUUAUUAACUGGUCGAAACCUACACUUAGGAUUAUCGAGACUCCUACUGCAGGCAUGGCAUGGGCACCUUCUGUUGUAUGGGACGAUGCCACUAAGCAAUACUACGUCUUCUGGGCAUCGCGACACUACGCUGCUUCGGAUACCCAGCACAAGGGCGAAGCAACUCUGAACAAGAUUAGGUUCGCUACAACUAAAGACUUUAUCAAGUUCAGCGCGCCCAAGGACUAUCAUUCCGUCAGUGGCACUGGUCUAAUCGACCAGGAGUUCCAGUACCUCGGCACGCCAGGACAUUUCGUCCGUUUCCUCAAGAACGAGACCCUCAAUCAAGUCUAUCAAGAGACCACAACGACUGGCCUCUUUGGUACUUGGACUCGUGUCCCUGGGUAUGUUCGACCUGAGUCUCCGCUUGAAGGACCUGGCUCAUUUGCCGACCUUAACACUCCUGGACUGUAUCAUCUGCUUCUUGAUGAUUAUACUCAAUAUGUACCUUUCCAGACCUCCAACAUCCUGUCACCAAAGUGGGAGAAGUCGGACUUUCCUAACUUUCCCAAGGGUUUGAAGCAUGGUUCUGUCACGCCUCUUACCAAGAAGGAAUAUGAUGCGGUUGCUGCCAAGUAUGGCAAAUAA